AUGCCGCUUCCCCCCGCCGAUGGAGUGUAUACUAUCAGAAACAUUGGCAGAGGCCUCUUGCUCGAUCUGAAGGACAACAGGACUGAUGAAGGCAACAAGAUCCAAGGCUACUCCAGAAAUGACACCAAGGCUCAAGAGUGGGUGAUGAAAAGACAAGAGUCACCAGACAAAGAAGCGUCCGCCUACAAAACCUAUAGCAUUCAGUCCAACAACAACGGCUAUAACGGUAACGGAUGCUUUGCUACUGCGAACCAGGAAUGGGAUGAACCAGUCGUUUAUACCAGGCAGUCGAUUCUCGUUGAUCUUGUUGAACGCGGCUUUGAAGAAAAUUUUUGGUGA
Suillus subaureus is the source of this 339-nucleotide messenger RNA. RefSeq lists its product as uncharacterized. The transcript is spliced from 3 exons. NCBI's taxonomy places the organism in Eukaryota, Fungi, Basidiomycota, Agaricomycetes, Boletales, Suillaceae. The record is from RefSeq and is a predicted model, not a curated record. The coding region runs from base 1 to 339 and encodes 112 amino acids.